This is a messenger RNA of Antechinus flavipes (yellow-footed antechinus), 4280 nucleotides long. RefSeq names its product transient receptor potential cation channel subfamily A member 1 (gene TRPA1). Lineage: Eukaryota; Metazoa; Chordata; Mammalia; Dasyuromorphia; Dasyuridae. The record is from RefSeq and is a predicted model, not a curated record. Gene Ontology annotation, molecular function: protein binding; monoatomic ion channel activity. Gene Ontology annotation, cellular component: membrane. Gene Ontology annotation, biological process: transmembrane transport; monoatomic ion transport. Bases 203 to 3562 code for a protein of 1119 amino acids. The transcript is spliced from 27 exons.
UGUGUUUGUCUAGAACUCAGCCCACACAGACGGGUGAAGGUUCCGAGGCUGCUCUGCCGCAUACCCUCCAGCCCAGCUCUAUGCCCUUUCUCAUGUUCUUCAGUUCCUAAUUCCCUCCCUGGAGCUGAUUUCUUUCCUCUCUUGGGUCCCCACAGCACCACCCGAGCCCAAUCGCCAGCUGGCAGUGCCCGGGGCGGGGUCAAUGAAGCGCAACACGAAGAAAGUACAGCUCUCCACCGGGGAGAGUAAAGAGUCCCAGGGCGUUGCCUACGAGGGGGUGGAGAACCAAAUGGAUGCCACAGAGGAAGAUGUAUUUAAGGUUAUUUUUAAAGGAAAUGUAAAGGGGUUACAAAGCUUCAUCAUGAAACAUCGUGACGGUUUAUGUAGAUAUGAUGAACUAAAUGCCACGCCCUUGCAUCAUGCAGCUGCACAAGAUCAAGUUGAACUGCUGGAAAUGAUUAUCAAUGACUCCUCAUUUGAAGGACUGAAUAUACUGGAUAUUUCAGGAAAUACCCCUUUGCAUUGGGCUGUUGAAAAAAAACAAGUUGAAAAUGUUAAAUGUCUUCUUAGCAGAGGAGCUGAUCCAAACAUUUGCAACAACAACUUGCUAGCACCCAUUCAUCUAGCUAUUCAAUGUUUUCAUAAUGAUAUAGUGAAGAUUUUGAUUGAGCACAAUACUACUGAUGUUAAUUUAAUAGGAGAAAAUGGAAACACACCCCUGAUGCUGGCCUGCUCCAAAGAUAAUAGUGAAGCACUAAAACUUUUGGUGGAAAAUGGGGCGAAAAUAUGUAAAACAAAUAAAUUUGGAUGUUUUCCAGUGCACAUAGCUGCAUUUUCAGGUUCUAAGAAAUGCAUAGAAAUGUUGUUAAAGUUUGGUGAAGAACAAGGAUUUUCCAGGCAAUAUCAAAUCAAUUUUCUCAAUAAUAGAAAUGCAAGUCCUCUCCAUCUUGCUGUUCAAAGUGGUGACUUAGAAAUGAUUAAAAUCUGCCUGGCAAAUGGAGCACAGAUUAAUCUAGAGGAGAAUGGGAAAUGCACAGCUCUUCAUUUUGCUGCCACUCAGGGAGCAAUUGAGAUUGUAAAACUUAUGAUUUCCUCUUAUUCCGGCAGUGAGGAUAUUAUUAAUACAGUAGAUGGAAAUAAUGAAACAUUGCUUCACAGAGUAUCAUUAUUUGAUCACCAUGAACUGGCUGAAUAUUUAAUUUCAAUGGGAGCAAAUAUUAACAGUAUUGAUGAUGAAGGGCGUUCUCCACUUCUACUAGCAACUAGUUCUGCAUCAUGGAAUAUAGUGAAUUUAUUACUUUCUAAAGGAGUUGAUGUAGAAAUAAAAGAUUAUUUUGGACGGAACUUUUUACACUUAACUGUCCUCCAGCCUUAUGGACUAAAAAAUUUGAAGCCAGAAUUUCUACAGAUGCAAUGUGUUAAAAAUCUGGUAAUGGAUGAAGACAUUGAUGGUUGUACUCCACUACAUUAUGCAUGUAGUCAAGGUGUACCUCUUUCUGUAAAUAACUUGCUUCGCUUAGAUGUUUCCAUUUGUAUCAAAAGCAAAGAUAACAAAUCACCUUUACAUUUUGCUGCCAAUUUUGGCCGAAUAAACACCUGUCAAAGACUUGUUCGUGAGAUGACUGAUACAAGACUUUUGAAUGAAGGUGACCAGAAUGGAAUGACUCCAUUACAUUUGGCAGCAAAAAAUGGACAUGAUAAAGUAGUCAAAUUUCUCUUGAAGAAAGGUGCUUUAUUUCUCAGUGAUCAUAAUGGUUGGACCGCUCUUCAUCAUGCUUCUAUGGGAGGAUACACUCAGACCAUGAAGAUAAUUCUUGAUACUAAUGUGAAAUGUACAGAUCAUGUAGAUGAAGAAGGGAACACUGCUCUUCACUAUGCUGCACAAGAAGGACAUGCCAAGGCAGUUGCACUACUUUUGGAUUAUGAUGCUGAAAUUCUCAUGAACAAGCAAUCGGCCUCCUUCUUGCAUGAAGCCAUUCAUAAUAGGAGAAAGGACGUAGUUAUUACUACCAUUAAGAGCAAAAGAUGGGAUGAAUGUCUGGCUGUAUUCAAUGCUAUUUCUUUAACCAAUACAUGUCCUAUAUUGGAAAUAAUAGAAUACCUUCCUGAAUGCAUGAAUACUCUUUUAGAUAUCUGUAUUGUGGAGUCCUCAGAGGAAAGGUCAUGCUCAAAUUUUCAUGUUGAGUACAAAUUUAAGUAUCUUCAAGUUCCAUUAGAUUUCAGAAGGAAAGAAGACAUUAAUAGUACAAUUUAUGGUCCACUGACUGCACUCAAUGCAAUGGUAAAACAUAAUCGUAGAGAACUUCUUAACCACCCUGUUUGCAGAGAAUAUUUACUCAUGAAAUGGAUGGCUUAUGGAUUUAGAGCUCAUAUUAUGAACCUAGGAUUUUACUGUCUUGGCCUUAUUCCUAUGACAAUUCUCAUUUCUAAUGUAAAGCCAGGUGUGGCUUUCAAUUCAACAGGUAUCAUCAAUAUAACUGACAAUGGAUCAGAACCUUUAGACACUAAGAAUUCAUAUCUCAUAAAAGUUUGUAUGAUUUUAGUUUUUCUGUCAAGCAUAUUGGGAUUUUGCAAAGAAAUGAUCCAAAUCUUCCAACAGAAAAUAAAUUACUUUUUGGAUCACUCCAAUCUCAUAGAAUGGACAAUUUACACAACUAGCAUCAUUUUUGUGUCACCUUUAUUUAUCAGCAUACCAGCUUGCCUCCAAUGGCAGUGUGGAGCAAUUUCCGUUUUCUGUUUCUGGAUGAAUUUUUUGUUGUAUUUGCAGAGAUUUGAAAAUUAUGGGAUCUAUGUUGUAAUGUUGUUAGAAAUUACUAAAACCUUGCUGAAGACUACUUUUGUAUUUUUCUUCCUAAUUUUGGCUUUUGGACUUGGCUUCCAUGUUCUCCUGGGUUUCCAAAGUACAUUCAAGACCCCAGUGCUCUCUAUAAUGCAGACGUUUAGCAUGAUGCUGGGAGACAUUAAUUACCACGAGUCAUUCCUUGAGCCAUUUCUUGAAGAUCGUUUGCCAUAUCCCCUUCUAUCAUUUUUAUUCCUUGUCGUCUUCACCCUAUACAUUCCAAUUGUUCUGAUGAAUUUACUUAUUGGUUUGGCAGUUGGUGACAUUGCUGAGGUACAGAAGAAUGCCUCUUUGAAAAGGAUUGCCAUGCAGGUGAAACUUCAUACCAGUUUAGAGAAAAAACUGCCAUUUUGGUUCCUGAGUAAAGUGGACCACGAAUCGAUCAUUGUGUAUCCUAAUAGGAGGAAGAACUUUGGAUUCAUGAACAUGUUCCAGUACUGGUUUUGUGGUCGAUAUACAAAACCAGAAACGCACUAUUCUGAUAACACUUUAGAAGUUGAAGUUUUGAAGCAGAAAUACAGGCUGAAGGAUCUUGGUGUUCUCCUAAACAAGCAACAUGAGCUCAUCAAACUCAUCAUUCAGAAGAUGGAGAUUAUAUCUGAGGCUGAGGAUGAAGAUAGCAGUUUUUCAUAUCAACAAAGAUUUAGAAACCAACAGUUAGAGAAAAAUAGCAAGUGGCACACUGUACUAAAAGCAAUGAAAGCAAAAACAAAUUGUCUUUAGCAUCACCCUUAUUCUUUCUCUUAAAUUUGCUACCCUUGUUAACUGGGUUCAUUUGGAGUUUUGUUCAUUUUCUCAUAUCUAGUUUCCAUUUCUGAAGGAGAGGAGGGAAGAGGAAGAGAGAGUUGUGAUUUUAAAGGCACGAGUAAUUUAAAUAGAAUAAAAUAUCCUUAAAAUUUAUAUAAAAUUAAACAACUCUCUUUAAUCUCCCUGAUAUUUCAUUCAUUGAAAAUAUGUAUAUAUUUAAAAAUAUAUCUCUGCUAAUAUCUUCAACUUGAAAUAUCUCUCUUAUCAUUUGAAUAAAAAAUAAUUUUCUAGACAUUGUAGGAAAAAAAAACCCUCAAAUGAUAAGGUUAUAGAUAGAUAAACAGACAGAUAGCCAUAAAUGUAAGGAUAUUAUUUUAGAGCUCAAAUGUCAAAAAGCAUAACUCUGGGAUACUUAUCUGAAUAAUAAGUUGCUUCGUAGAUCAUAAUCAUAAGAACUAUAUUGAUCCCUGAUUUUUUUGCUAUUCUUGUUUACUCUGUAUCUUUUUAAGAUACUGUAUCUUUUUAAGGUACUAUCCCUGAUUUUAGUUUCCUACCACCAAUGCAUCUGAGGUCAUCAGAGCUUAUACGUCAAUAUAAUAGUACUCUAUUCUGCAUGAAAAGAAUAACCUCUCUACAUGUUGCGCUGUAUUUCCAGUUCUAGAAAUCAUCCUAAUAAACUAUCUCUAGUGUUCAA